AUAAUAUAUUAAUAUAACCCAAUAAAAUGUUACCAAAAUAUAAAAUAAGUAAACCUUUCGAUUAUAGAAAUGAUUGUAUGUAUGCAAACGAAGAACCACUAUCUUUUUGGAAUGACUUGGCUAAAAAAGUUCAUUGGGAUAAAGAAUAUGAUCAACUAUAUAGUGGCGAUGAACUAAAACCUGAUUGGUUUAAAGGUGGAAUGCUAAAUACCUGCUAUAAUGUUUUAGACAGAAAUAUUAAAGACCCAGAACAAAGAGAAAGAUAUGCCUUAAUAUAUGAAUGUCCAUAUUUAAAACAAUCAGUUAAAAUUAAGUAUAUUGAAUUAUACGAGAAAGUUUGCAAAUUAUCUGGGGCCUUGGUAUCUUUGGGGGUUACUCAAAACGAUGCUGUUAUAAUUUAUAUGCCAACAGGUAUUGAAGGAUAUGUAUCGAUGCUAUCAUGUGCAAGAAUUGGCGCCACUCAUUCAGUUGUUUAUGGAGGUCACAAUGAAUAUAAUUUAACAGACAGAAUAGAUAACUGUUUCCCAAAAGUAAUUAUAUUGUCAAAUUAUGGUUUUUCAAAUAAUGAAAUAGUUCCAUAUACACCCAACAUUAUUAAAGCUUUAGAACUAUCGACAUUUAAACCCAAUCAUUUAAUCACAUUCAACAGAAAUGACCAUUUUGAUAAAGAAUUUAUAUCAUCAAUCCCAAAAGUACCAGGGUCAUUGGAUAUGGACGAAUUAUUAAACAACUCAAAACCUUUUUAUGGAUAUAUACCUGUAGAAUCAAGCCAUCCAUUAUAUGUAAUUUACACAAGUGGAACUAGUGGCAAACCAAAAGGUAUUGUUAGAGAUAACGCCAGCCACCUUGUCAGUAAUUUAUACUAUUUCAACAUAUUAUGCCCUGGUGAAAGACCUAUUAUUUUCUCUCCAAGUAACAUAGGUUGGGUUUCUGGACACUGCUGCCUAUAUAAUACCCUCGGUCUUGGUGGAACAUUUAAUAUGUUUGAGGGAAUUACAACUUUAUCAAAUCAUGAAAUAGAAUUUUGGGAAAUUAUAGAAAAAUAUAGUGUAAAAUAUCUUUUUUUAUCACCUUCAGCCAUUAGAACCAUAAUGAAGUAUGAUCCAGAGGCCAAAUCAAUUAAAAAACAUGACAUAUCAUCUUUAGAAAGCAUUUGGGUUGGAGGUGAAGUAUCUUACGAACCAGGUUUAAAUUACAUAAGAAAUAUUGUAGGUAAAAGGAUUUAUAACAUCAUGGGUCAAACUGAAGCCUCAAUUCCUCUUAUUAUGUCAUUUCAUGGUAAUCAAAAAGAAAAUAAAAUUGGAAUAGCACCCCCAUAUAUCAACUUAAAUAUACUUUCAGAAAAUGGUGAAGAGUUAAAAGAUAAUGAAAUUGGGGAACUUGUAAUUAAACUCCCUCUACCUCCAGGUUUUGCAACUACUCUAUAUAAUGAUGAAAAAGGAUUUUAUAACAACUACUUUUCAACAUACAAAGGCUAUUAUAAUACUGGAGACUUAGCAACUAGAGAUGAAGAUGGGUACUAUAAUAUUGUAUCAAGAGCUGACGAUGUCAUUACAGUAUCUACAUUUAAAAUCAAAAGCACAAGUGUAGAAAACUCAAUUUUAAAGCAUCCUAAAAUUGUUAGUUGCUCAUGCAUAGGAAUUCCCGAUGAAAUCAAAGGUGAAGUACCAAUAGCAUUUGUUGUUCUAAAAGAUGAUUACAAAAUUGACAUUUUUGAUUUCCAAAUGUUUAAAGAUGAAAUUAAUAAAUUAGUAGUCGAAAAAAAUGGUUAUUAUGCAACUUUACAAAAAUUAAUUAUAGUUAAUAAACUACCAACAACAAGAAGUGGCAAAAACACUAAAAGUGUUUUAAAAAAAAUAAUUAAUAUUAAUGACUUUAUAAUUCCAUUGUCUGUAGAAGAACCAGAAAUUUUCAACGAAAUCUUAACAAUAUAUAAAAAACAAAAAGUCUAUUAAAAAUACUAUAUUCCUCUUUUUAAUAAAUAAAAAACUUCUUUUAAAUUUAUUUAUUUUAUUUUAUUUU
Messenger RNA from Dictyostelium purpureum, 2022 nucleotides. RefSeq lists its product as uncharacterized. The coding region runs from base 27 to 1955 and encodes 642 amino acids. The record is from RefSeq and is a predicted model, not a curated record. The transcript has 3 exons. Lineage: Eukaryota; Evosea; Eumycetozoa; Dictyosteliales; Dictyosteliaceae.